Lathyrus oleraceus (garden pea) is the source of this 1288-nucleotide messenger RNA. RefSeq lists its product as uncharacterized. Gene Ontology annotation, molecular function: zinc ion binding. Bases 263 to 976 code for a protein of 237 amino acids. The record is from RefSeq and is a predicted model, not a curated record. The transcript is spliced from 7 exons. NCBI's taxonomy places the organism in Eukaryota, Viridiplantae, Streptophyta, Magnoliopsida, Fabales, Fabaceae.
AUGGAGUGAGUUUUGAAAAUGCAAUGGAUGAAUGGAGCAUCCCAUCUGGCAACAAGUGGUCCCAUUUUAGUUUUCUCGGUCGGCGCUGGCUCGCUCAUCCAUUGUUUUAUGUCAUAGCAACCCUAGAUCCCUAAAUUUUACAAUUCAAUCUGAAUCUAGAUUCCUAAUUAUUCUCUUUCAAUUCAAUCCUAUAUGUAUCUAUUCCUUCCUCCAGUUCUGCCAAUGAAACCUAUUGUAUAAUCCUUAUUCUACAUCUCCCGAAAUGCAAUUAGCUUCUAACUCUGAAUCCCAACCCAUCUUGAAUCACUCCUGUGAAAUUAUUCCUGACAAUGACGAGGAGGAGGAGGAGGAUAUAGAGAAUGUUCGCCUUCACCACUCUUCUCAUCUUCUUGUUACAGAUCAGCCACAAUGCCGAAUAUGCCUUGAUUUUGAAGGAGAAGACUUAAUUGCCCCCUGCCAUUGCAAAGGUACACAAAAAUAUGUCCAUAGAUCAUGUUUGGAUAACUGGAGGUCUACCAAGGAGGGCUUUGCUUUUUCUCACUGUACAGAGUGCAGAGCUGUCUUCCUAUUACGACCCAAUGUCCCAAAAGAUCGCUGGUGGUUGAGGUUGAAGUUUCAGUUCCUUGUUGCCAGAGAUCAUGCAUUCAUUUUCAUCAUUGUUCAACUGGUUGUUGCUUUCUUGGGGGUGCUUAUUUACAAAUUCUAUGGGGAUGAACUUAGAGAAAUGUUUGGUUAUGAAGAACAUCCCUAUGGAUUUUAUACAAUGGCUGUUCUCGCCAUUAUUUUGGUGGGUUUGCUCUAUGGCUUCUUUAUUGCAAUAAUAUGUGGCCAAAGAAUCAAUGAACGCCACUACCAUGUUCUUGCCAAACAAGAGUUGACAAAGGAAUAUGUGGUAGAAGAUCGAGAACAUGUAAAGAAUGUGCCCGAACUCGACCCCAGCCAUGUGACAGAACUAAGGAUGCUGGGCCUUUACUAGCCGGUAUAUGUAUAUCCCAUUCUUUCCCGUUUAAAUUUCCUGUCUUCUUCCACUUUUAGAUGUUAAAUUAGAAACAGUAUAAAGAGAAAGGGAGACCAAUCAAAAGUUUAGGCAAAACUGUUAAAAGGUAUUUAGAAUGAAGUGGUCUCUUACAAAAUAUUAUCAUUUCGUUUGAUCCAUGUAGCUUAAUCCACCAACUGGACUAUCUUUUUUAUUCUCUACCACUUUGUAUCUUGAAUUCUAUUGGUAGUGAUAUGAUACUGUUUCAUUUCAAAAAAAAAAAAAGAAAUCCAAAAUCACAAACUUUUUUAA